AUGAGAGUCCUUGCAGUCCUCGGCCUUCUGGCGAUUGCCGUGAGUGGCGCGACAUUCAACCAGCCCGUCCUCUGGGAGGACCUGGCGGAUCUAGAUAUCUUCCGUGUCGGGGAUAUAUUCUAUUAUUCGGCAUCUACCAUGCAUUACUCACCUGGGGCACCCAUUCUUGAGUCUUCCGAUCUUGUGAACUGGGAGUUCAUCGGCCAUUCGGUACCCUCACUUGACUGGGGUUCCAAUUAUGACUUGAAUGGAGGUCAGGCAUAUGUCAAGGGAAUCUGGGCUUCAACCAUGAGAUAUCGCGCAAGCACCGGGACAUGGUACUGGAUUGGAUGCAUCGAGUUCAGCAAGACCUAUGUCUUUACCGCGUCUUCAGCUACAGGGCCAUGGAAACAGAGUAGCAUCAUUGACACAUGUUAUUAUGAUUGCAGCCUACUCAUCGACGAUGACGACACCAUGUAUGUGGCAUACGGAGGCACCCAAAUUCACGUUGCUCAACUCUCCUCCGACGGGCUCAGUCAGGUCAAGACCCAGCAAGUUUUUUCAUCGACCGUGGGAUCGAUCGAAGGAUCACGCUUCUACAAAAUCAACGGGGAGUACUAUAUUUUCAAUGACCUUCCUGCCUCUGCGGAAUAUGUCCUUAAAUCUAGUAGCCCAUGGGGUCCGUAUACUCAAAAGCUGCUCGAGAGUAACAUCGCCACACCGAUCUCCGGGGGCGGUGUCCCUCAUCAGGGAGGCAUUGUUGAUACCCCGAAUGGCGACUGGUACUACAUGGCAUUUGUGGACAGCUAUCCUGGAGGCCGUGUCCCCGUUUUGGCGCCUAUUACCUGGGGCUCUGACGGGUUUCCUGUCAUCAGCACUGCCAACGGAGGUUGGGGAACUUCCUAUCCUUAUCCGGUGACGCCUCAAGUGCUAUCCAGUCCGACUGGGACUGAUAAUUUCCAGGGGUCUUCACUUGGCCCCCAGUGGGAAUGGAAUCACAACCCGAAUCCAUCUUACUACUCCAUAAACAACGGUCUUACAUUGCGCACAGCUACAGUGACGAAUGAUCUAUACGCAGCUCGAAACACUCUCACACACCGUAUCUUAGGCCCCCAAUCGUACGCUACCAUCGAGCUCACGAUUGGAAGCAUGCUUUCGGGGGACCGCAGUGGGCUGGCAAUGCUUCGCGAUUCCUCCGCCUAUGUCGCCGUCAUCAACAAUGGUGGUACUUUCCGCAUUAGCAUGGUGGAGGGACUAACAAUGGAUUCCAGCUGGAAUACUCUGUCAACCGGAUAUGAAGUUACUGGACUCAACCUCCCUGCUGGGACCUCGAAAGUCUGGCUGCGCGCCUCUGCCAACAUCCAGCCAGGUAGUGGCCGGACUGCCACCUUUUCAUAUAGCACUGAUGGCUUCACUUUCGUAAACAUCGGUACACCGUACGUACUAAACAAUACGUGGAAUUUCUUUAUAGGUUACCGGUACGGAAUUUUCAAUUAUGCCACUGCGGAGCUAGGGGGGAGCGUGGCUGUCAAUUCCUUCAGCAUGGAGAGUGGACUUCCGUCCACCACAACGGCGGUUCAAACUAGCACGACCACCGCAUCGCACUCUAGUACUCUCACAAACGUCCCAACCAGUACAACUGUGCUUACUCAAACCGAAUGGGGACAAUGCGGGGGAAGUGGCUGGGUAGGACCAACCGCAUGUGCUGCAGGAUCGACUUGUUCGUCCGCAAACCCGUGGUAUUCUCAGUGCUUGUGA
Penicillium daleae is the source of this 1737-nucleotide messenger RNA. Its product is annotated as putative xylosidase/glycosyl hydrolase. Lineage: Eukaryota; Fungi; Ascomycota; Eurotiomycetes; Eurotiales; Aspergillaceae. Bases 1 to 1737 code for a protein of 578 amino acids. Gene Ontology annotation, biological process: carbohydrate metabolic process. Gene Ontology annotation, cellular component: extracellular region. The transcript has a single exon. Gene Ontology annotation, molecular function: hydrolase activity, hydrolyzing O-glycosyl compounds; cellulose binding. The record is from RefSeq and is a predicted model, not a curated record.